AAUUUCAUAAAACCUACCCAAAAUUAGGAGAGUGACAAAAGUAACUUUGAUAGUUAUUGAUUUUGUUUUGAUCAAAACUCUCUCACCUAAUCCAUAUUGGUCAAUCAAUUUCCCUCAUCGUUCCAAUUUCAUUCUCUUUCUCUCAACACCUCAAAUAAACAAUAAACAUUAUUACUAUUAAUAGUUGUUUCACUUCUACUUCUUCUACGGAUUUUUUUUAACAUCAUCAUAUCAUAUUAGUUUGAUCUGAUUCAAACUUUCUCAAUUUGAAGUCAAUAAUUGAUUUGACUCAAACAAUGGCUACUUCUUCAUCAUCAUCAUCAUCUUCAAGGUGGCAUAAUUUCUCCACAAGAGUUACAACAUCUUUGGCUUCAGCUUUACUUGAAUGGUUAUUGAUCCUUUUUCUCUUAAUCAGUGCUAUUUUCUCUUAUGUUAUUACUAAAUUUGCUCGUUACUGUAAUUUGAAAUCACCUUGUUUGUUUUGUUCAAGGCUUGAUCAUGUAUUAGGUAAACAAAAAAGAGGUUACUAUUUUGAUUUGAUUUGUAGUUUUCAUAAGUCUGAGAUUUCUUCUUUAGUUUUUUGUUGUAAACAUGAUAAGCUUGUAAAUAUUCAUGGAGUUUGUGAAACUUGUAUUUUAUCUUCUGCAAUUAUUGAUAAAUCCAAUGCUGUGACUUCCCGGUUAUUGGUUGGUAAAUCGGAGGAGGAUGAAGAAGAAGAAGAAGAAUCUGGAUCCGUAUUUGAUCAUGAUCCGUUACUUGGUGAACGAACAAUUGCCGGGCAUUGUUCUUGUUGUAGUGAGAAAUUUGUUUUAAAUGGGAAUGAUCAAAAUUUGGUAUUUGCCAAGUCAAUUCGGUCUAGGGCUGUUGAUUUUGAUGUAUUGGAUGUUGUUGGAAAUGAUUUUUAUGAGAAAAGUGAAAAGCGGUUUGUAUCAGUCCGAGACGCACAAGUGAGAAAUGAUUGCGCGGAUCCUUUGUCGCGUGUAGGUUACACAGAAGUCAAUAUUACUUCUGAUACUGAGUCUGAAUUUGAGGUUCCGUUAUCAGAUGAUGAUGGUAUAAGUAUACCAAUUUGCGGGAAAGAUGAUAUCGAGGAAGAUAUAAGGGUUUCAUGUGAAUAUAUGGAGCUUCGCAGCGUUGAUUCAAAUGAGGAUCUCACUUCUGGGAAGCCCGGGACUUCAGCUUAUGUGCUUGAGCCAUUGUUGUCAGAACCAGGAGAGCAAGUAGAAAAUAGAGAUAUUUGUGGUACUAAAACUGCAGCAGCAGCAACAGUGGAAAGUGGGAAUGGUUUGUCAGAACUUGACUGGCAGCAGAUUGAAAGAACCGAUGUUCGUCCCUCCCCAAGUGAGCCUAGAUCCUUCAAUGAUGUUCCUACAUUAUCAAAUAAAACAGAAGUGCCUGUUGAAGUAUCAAAGGAAAACUAUGAUUUUAGAACUGAUGAAGAGGGACUAACAUCUGAGCGAAGACCCACUGUCGACUGUGAAGAAAACAUUAAAUCAGGCAAUAAACCAAUAACAUCUGAAGCAGGUUCAGAGCCAACACUUAUUUCUAGUGAUAUUGGUCAGCAAAAUCCUAAUUUGCUGGAUCUUGGGGAUGCUUAUAAGCUAGCUGUCAGUAAUAGAGGAAGGCAGUUAUCUGGCAUGCUUGCAGAACAUUGGAUUGGGAAAGAUUCCUCAAGAGUUAAUGAAGAUUUAAAGAUAUUGUUGUCACAAUUCUCUGCCACUCGAGGGACUGAUAUGUCUUUUAAUGAUAUCAGUCCUAGAUUGUCUAUAAAUAGCGAAGAAGCAAAGAAUUCUGAUGUUUCUAACUCUACCGGAAUGCAAAUACUUCAAAAAAUGAUUUCACUUGAGCGAAAUGAGUCUGGUUUGUCUCUAGAUGGAAGCAUCGUCAGUGACAUUGAAGGUGAAAGCCCGGUUGACAAGCUUAAAAGACAAGUUGAUCAUGACAGGAAACUUAUGAAUGCUUUGUAUAAAGAGCUGGAGGAAGAGAGAAAUGCUUCUGCAAUUGCUGCAAGUCAAGCUUUAGCCAUGAUUACUAGACUGCAGGAAGAAAAGGCAUCAUUACAUAUGGAAGCUUUGCAGCACUUAAGGAUAAUGGAUGAGCAGUCAGAAUAUGAAAUGGAAGCUUUGCAACAAGCUAAUGACCUUCUCGCUGACAAGGAGAAGGAGAUAGAAGACUUGGAAGCGAAGGUUGAGUUUUAUAGGAAGAAAUUCCCUAAUGAAUCUGUGCUGGCGAACAUAGUGGAGAAAAACUCUGAAAUGAAGGUAAAAGAUAUUGGAUUGGAUCAUUCACAAUGUACUUUCAUUGAAAAUGAUGAAAGUGUCCCCGGAAAAUCAGUUGCCGAAAAUCCUAAUAUCUAUGACAAAACUGACAUUCUAGUCACAUCUUUGGAGGAAAAGAAUAUUCAAUCUGUAAAAAAUCCACUAAUGGAGUUUCAAAAUGAAAAGCUAUAUAUUUCCCAACGUUUGAAUAAGUUGGAGAAGCAAGUAUACUUUUUCCUGAACACUCACCAGUCUCAGGAUAAUUUGCCAAAUUCUGAAAAAGUUGGAAAGGAAUGCAUGGAAAACUCUGAAAAUUUGGACAAUGAUCUUCUAAAGGAAGAUUCUGUUUCUUUGUUUAAAUUAAAUUCGGAUGCCAUGGUUGAUGAUCCCUCAUCCAAGAAAUCUCCAGCUUGCAAGCAAAAUGGCAAACUUGAAUACUAUGAACGUGGCUCCCCUGUUCUCUGUGGAAAUAAUGAUUCAGCUUCCACUGGAAGUUUGGUUUCAGAUUUUAUUGAAAGGUUACAAGCUCUUGAGGCAGACCAUAGUUUCCUUGAGCAUAGUAUCAACUUACUGAACGAAGGAGGCGAAGGACUUCAAUUAUUGCAAGAAAUAGCUGAUCGCCUGCAACAACUACGCAGGAUCGGGAUAAGGGAAAUAAACCAACCUGUUGCUUGAGGAUGUAUAUAAGACUCGUACACCAAUGAUCGGCGACCAAGAUGCAAGUACAUUGAACAAAUAGUGAAGAGGGUAAACCAUGACUGGUUGCAACUGUACAGUAACAAUAGCUUGAUAUCAUCCAGGUUACAAGAAAAUAUGAUUUCAAAUUAUAUAUAUAUAGAGAGAGAGCUUGUUCACCCUUCCUUUUUUUGGGUUAGUUUCUUUGGACAUUUUGAAUUGUAAAUGAAUAAUUGCAAUGAGUGAUUGCUUGUUAAUUUAAUUAAUGUCUUCUGUAUUGAAGUGAGUAUUUUGGAAACAGAGUGAACUAACAUCAGUAUAUGCAUACUGAUUCUGCGAGAGUUUGUAUAUGGCUUUUAUUUUACACCGUUGUUUGUAUGAAUAUUGCCUCAAUUGCAUGCA
Molecule: messenger RNA, 3335 nt
Organism: Trifolium pratense (red clover)
Lineage: Eukaryota; Viridiplantae; Streptophyta; Magnoliopsida; Fabales; Fabaceae
Product: myosin-binding protein 1-like
Exons: 4
Coding region: 297-2933 (878 amino acids)
Molecular function (GO): myosin binding
Source: RefSeq, a predicted model, not a curated record